This is a messenger RNA of Drosophila sechellia, 1125 nucleotides long. RefSeq lists its product as uncharacterized. NCBI's taxonomy places the organism in Eukaryota, Metazoa, Arthropoda, Insecta, Diptera, Drosophilidae. The transcript has 2 exons. The record is from RefSeq and is a predicted model, not a curated record. The coding region runs from base 87 to 902 and encodes 271 amino acids.
AAUUCCAGCCACUUCGCAUUAGCUGCCAUCAACGAGAGCACAAGGCACAAAGCACCGAGCACAUCCCGGAAUUACAUAGUUCGUAUAUGAUAAUAAUGUCGGACUCGAAAGCGGAGUACAACUGGGGCGAUUUGGGUGUGGAGCCAAUGGAGAGCUUUGCAUCCGGAAUAUGUGAGGAGUUUCCCAGACUUCAACAGCAUCGGGAGCAGGUUGAGCAGCUGCAGCGACGUCAGGCCAAGGAGCAUUCUCAGAUUUUGGUGUCCAAUCUGUUCAAGAAUAUGAAGAUCUCCUGCGAGAAGCCCACAUUUCCACCGCAGGUGUCGGCUCCAAAGGCCUAUCGCUUCAAGGAAAUCUAUUCCAGUCGCAAGGAUCAGCUGAUCCGCGAAUGCGAGGAGCAGGAGCGCAAGCAGCGCGAGUUCCACAGCCGACCGAUGCCCGACUUCCGUCAGGCGCACUCACGCCAGUCCUCCAAGGUCGUCGUGCAUCGGAUCACCUGCCCCACGACCCCCAAUGUGCUCAAGAAUUCGCGUGAAAUGGAGAAGAAGCGCCGCCUGCGGGUGGAGCAGUUGCAGAGGGAGCGCGAGCUGGAGUGCCAACGUCACAAGAUGCAGGCUCCCAGGGCCAAGCCCAUUCCGCAGAGCAGUCGUCAGCCCUUGAAGUCCUCGAAUCGUCCUUCCGCAGUUCCUUCGGCAAAGGUGAAGGUCGAGCCCUUCAACCUGUCCGCCGAAUCGCGCGUCCAGCAGCGGCGCAUUUUCAACAUCCAGACGUCCAAGGCGCAGGAGGCGCGCCGCCGCGAGCUGGAGGAUCAGCGCCAACGGGCGGAACGGGAGGCCUACCAGAAGCUGCGCCAACGAACCACGUUCCGCGCCAGACCCAAUCCAUUCUCGCAGACCGCACGUUGACCUGGGGGAUUUCCCUCUAUUCUGUUUUGCCCUUUUUUUUCAUUUCCUUUCGGGCUUUCAUUUCGUUUGGAUUUUCGUUGCAAAUUUGUUUUGUUCGAAGAAAUUAAAUUACUAUAAUCACCAGCAGGCAACCGCAAACGCACAGUGCGGGCUAAAUGAAUAUUACUUUCUAACUGUAUAAACUUUCAUUAAAAAAUCAUGACAUUGUGCAAAAAGAACGCUU